Messenger RNA from Onychostruthus taczanowskii (white-rumped snowfinch), 7635 nucleotides. It is a transcript of the gene SOX12, whose product is annotated as SRY-box transcription factor 12. Gene Ontology annotation, molecular function: RNA polymerase II cis-regulatory region sequence-specific DNA binding; DNA-binding transcription factor activity, RNA polymerase II-specific. Gene Ontology annotation, biological process: cell differentiation; anatomical structure morphogenesis; negative regulation of transcription by RNA polymerase II. The transcript has 2 exons. The record is from RefSeq and is a predicted model, not a curated record. NCBI's taxonomy places the organism in Eukaryota, Metazoa, Chordata, Aves, Passeriformes, Passeridae. The coding region runs from base 68 to 967 and encodes 299 amino acids.
GCAGGGAGACGACGGCGGGAGGGGAGGAGGAAGAGGCGGAGGCGGCGGCGGGAUACCCGGCUCCGGGAUGGUGCAGCGCGGCCCGCGGGGCCGGGGCGCGGAGGCUCGGCGGGAGCCCUGCGCCCCACUGCCCGCCCGUGACACCGAGCCCGCCUGGUGCAAGACGCCGAGCGGGCACAUCAAGCGGCCCAUGAACGCCUUCAUGGUGUGGUCCCAGCACGAGCGCCGCAAGAUCAUGGACCAGUGGCCCGACAUGCACAACGCCGAGAUCUCCAAGCGCCUGGGCCGGCGCUGGCAGCUCCUGCACGACUCCGAGAAGAUCCCCUUUGUCAGGGAGGCCGAGCGUCUGCGCCUCAAGCACAUGGCUGACUACCCCGACUACAAGUACCGGCCUCGGAAAAAGGGCAAGGUGGGCACCGGAGCAGCCCGCCCUCGGCUCCCAGUGAAGAUCAAGCCCUCCGUGUUGGGCCGUGUCUCUGCCAGCCGCAGGCAGCCCGCCAAGCUGCCCACCGGCCCCGACACCCCCCAGGAGCCCGCACCAGAGGUGCCCGCUGAGGACAGCCCUGUGGUGCCUGGCACGGCUGCCUGGCACCCGGCACCCGACGGCGAGCACAGCCCCCAGGAGCCCCCUGCACCCCUGAGCCCUACCACACCCUGCCCGGAGCCAGGGAGGUCCCCAGAGAGCGGGUCCCCCUCUCCCAUGUCGGCUGGGUCCCCUCCCUCUUCCUUCAGCUCCUCUGACGAAGAGCUGGAGGAGGAGCUGCUGGGGGUCAUGCCCGGGCGGGCGCCUGCCAGUGCCACCUGUGGUGCCCUGGACUGGUCCGUCUUCGACAAGGACCACGACCUCUACCCGCGGGGAGGCUCCUCGCACUUCGAGUUCCCGGACUAUUGCACGCCCGAGGUGACGGAGAUGAUAGCAGGGGACUGGCUCAUGUCCAGCAUCUCAGACUUGGUCUUUACCUACUGAGUCCCACGCUCUGCAGGAAUCAGGUAUUUUGCCUUGAAGCUGCUGGAAGGCAGAGCCCCUGCUCCCCCCACCCCCUGGCACACACCCAUUCUCCAUCCGUCUGUCUGUCCGGCUCUCGCCUCGUGCCCGCAGGACGCAUGGCCGCCUGCCGCGGUUAUUUGCCCGUGAAAUGCAUCUCAUCGGGUUUUCAUUAUCACACCCGGCCGCUUUCCCCCACGGCCCCGGCGCUGACAGCCGUGGCUGCUCCCGGCCGCUCCCAUCUGUGCCAGCACCGUGUGCCCUCCCGCUCUCCAGGAAGCAGGAGCAUCCACGCCACCCCAGCUCUCGGUGCCCACCCCACCUUCCCCAUCCCUUGGAGAAUGGCUGAUUCCGUUUGGUUUUUGACUGCAUUGAACGCAUGGCUUCAAUUCUCUGCUCUUCCUCUUUGCAGCCCUUGGGGAGGGAUGCCGAGCCAUGCCAAACUGUCCCUGCCCAACUCCCUGUUUUGUGAGGGGUCCCUGCUUUGGGGGUUCAGUGUCCCCCAGCAGUGUCUCCUUCCCCGUGGCGCGUGCUCCCCGCCACUCGCUUUGGGAAGAGUGAAGUUGCACACACGUGACGCGCACGUGGGCGCGGGAGGCUGUGUUGUUUCUCUCGCCAGGCAGUUGUGCAGGGAAAGCCAUGCCACGGAGGGAGCCAUCUGUCCAGAGUCACCCCAAAAUUGUACGGGGACCAGCCCUUCACUAAGCAGCCAGCCCUCAUUUUAACCUUGGAGCCUGUGCCCGUGCGGGACCUGCUGUGGGCUGGCUGACCUUGGCCGGUGGAGCUGGGUGUCACUGUGCCCAGCCGUGGCGUGUGGUGCUGCCGGGAUGGCAGGGAGCAGCAUGGAAGGGCAGGGUGGCAGCGAAGGGCAGCUGCGGGAAAUCUGCCUUAAGCAGCCACCCAAACUGGUCCAAGAGCAGCAGCAGCCAGUGCUGGUGGGUGUGUGGGGGUGUGGGUGAUGCUCUGGCGCAGGGCUCCUCCACACAGCACCACGCUGGGCUCCGCUGCCGACCACGCCAAGAGCAGGGACAUGCUGGCAGGGAAGAUGCUGCUGCAGCGGCUCCUCCAGCUGGGAUUUUCUUUGCUUUUCCUAAUGGCUCCUUCCUGCGACAGCCGCCUCCUCCCACUGCCGGGAGCACGUGGCUGCAGUGCUGGCUCGGCAGCUGCCGCAGGCUGUGGUUGGGGGGGCAGGGGCUGCACUCUGGUACAGCUGUGCCGGGUGGGGACCCCACACAUCCCCGGGGAAGUGGUCAUGGCUUGGGCUGGCAGCACCUGCAAGAGUUCUACUGGGCUCGGCAGCAACUGCUGCUUGAAGCAGCCCCUGCAGUCCCCCAUGACCCCGAUUCCCCAGGCCCCCUGGAUUUGCAGGGGCACCUCGGAUCCUUCCCUGCCAAGGGGGUGCUGGCUGCAGCAGAGCACCCGCUGCUUGGGGCUCUGCCUCCCUGUUUUGGGGCUGCCGGUCCCCCCAGUCACAGGCUACCCCGUGCCUGCCCCUUGCUGUCAGGCUGGACUGAGCCGUGACAUCCCCCCUCCCAUGUCCUGGCAUCCCCUGAGGGUGCCUCGGAGUAGGUGCCUGGCCCUGCUGCUGGAGCUGCUGGUGGCCCUGGCUCAGCCGUGGGGACAGGCACUGCAGCGCAGGGAGAGGCGUGUCCCUGGGCACUUUGCAGGGAUGCUUGAUGUCCCCCAGCCCAGUCCCUGGGGACCCCUCGAGGCCCCCCGCGAUGGUCAACCAUCAGCAGUGUAGAUGUGUCGGUGUGUAGCGGUAGCUGUGCGUGUGUGUUGGCAUUAGCCACGGUGUUUCGGUACCCCCGUGCGGGUGCCAGCCUGCGGAGCCAGGCGGGCAUCACGCAUCAGACACGUGUUCCCUGGAUAGAGCGCGUCCUCUUCUCUGCGUCCCCUCCCUCCCCGGCCGUCCCCCACCGGAUCCAGUCCCGCCCCCAAAGGUGGAAAAGCCAAAUAAGCGCCGGGCCGGCCGUGAUUCUGGCAGCCUGCUCCCGCCUCACCGCCGCCUCGGGGGGACUUUGCCUUCCCACCCCCUGGGCAGCCCCGCUCCAGGAGCAUCUGAAGCCGUCUCCCAUGUGUGAGCCGGGUUCGGGGUUCCCGUGGGGUCCGGCGGCCCCAGAGCUCUCUAACACACACGGAUCUCACCCAGCACCUCGGUGCCUUCUUGGGGUGCACAGCCACCCCAUGCUGUGGCCAGGGCUUCUCAGGGAGGGCGCUGAGGCUGACAGUCACCUGCCCUCCAUCCCUGUCCAUGGGGAAGCCAAAGCCCCCAGGUACCAGCAAGGCCUGAGGCCACACUGAGGGUCUCGCAUCUCACGUGUGCUUUGCUGACCCUGCAGCUCAGGGCUCAGCUUCCGUUCCUAGGGGGAACACGGGUCCCAGUGGUCCCUUACAUGCUGUGCAUCACCCUUGAGCCAGGGUGAUCCCUCCACAGACUGUCAGGCGAAAUAUUUCCUCAGGAGCAGGUUCUGGGUCAGUGCCAGAACCGGAGCCAGUGCCGGGGUCUCCUGCCCUGGCCGCAAGCACAACAUCAUCCGCUUUGUCCCCGUCCUCACCCCUGUCCCCCUCCUCGAGUCUCGCCGGGUGUGUUUGUCAGGGAGAACCGUCGUGGACAGUGGUGGAUUUUCUGUGCCGUGUGGUUGUAGUGCUUAGAGACCCCCCCAGCGUGCGGCCCCUCCCGCUGCGCCCCCGCUGCCCGGUGCUGGCUGGCAUGCGUGUGCGAGCGUGUGUGCGUGCGCGUGCGACAUCCCGUCAUCACUCCAGACAAAGCGAAUAAUAAUAAUAAUAGUAAUAAUAAAUAAUAAAAAUAAACCAAACCUCUCUCAGGAAGCAGCUGCCCUGGCGGCGGCCGAGUGGGCCGGGGGUCCCCGGAGCUGGCGGGGCCCCGACGCAGCCUGCGGACGGGCGCCAGCGCUCGGGGUCACCUUUGUAGUGUUGUGUUAGUGAAGGGUCCCUGUGUCUGUUAUCUUGGAGAAACAGGAUUUUAGCCGAGGGGCAGUGACGACCCCGUCUGGGUCCGUCUUGGGGGUGUGACAUGGCUGGCCCUUGCUCUGCAGAACCUCGGCUAACAAUGAUCCUGACUGUUGUGAUUAUGGAAUAAAGUGUGUUGGUCUGCUUCGCUUGGCUCUGGCUCCUUCUCUGCUGCCUCACUCCUCCCAGGGGAAUUUGGGGUACCCAGGGCUAUGUGAGGUCUCCAGGGAGAUGAGGGAUUCCCAGUAGCCAGCAUCCGGCUCCCAGGUAUAUCAGUUCCCACCCUGAGCCCCGGUUCCUAAGGGCUCUCCUGCAGCGGGGAGGUUCACCCUCAUCAGUCAGUGUGGGCUGGGCGUCCCCGGGAGCAGUGUGAGCAUGUGCAUGUGUGUGCACGUAUGUGCAGUGCGCAGGCAGCCCCUCGCCCCACCCGUGUGUGUGUGUGGGCAAUCCCGGCGCCGCCCCCGACUCCGUUCAGCCGGGGGAGGGGACCGAGGGUGAUCGGGGAGGGAAGUGGAGAGGGAGGGAACCGGGGGUGCUAAUCCAGACCCACGGGGGGGGGGCACGGGGUCACGCGCCACUCGCAUCACACCCAGACCCCCGCCCCCAGUCUCACCGCAGCUGUUGCCACGGCAACAAGAGGAGCCCAGAGCAUCCCCGGGUACUGCCAGCCCCUCCUGCUGCCCUGGCGCUGCUGGGGACCGGGCUGUCCCCGAGGGAGGGAGAAGUGCAGGGGUUGCCCGUGCCACGGUGACCCCCCCCAAGUCUGCAGGCUGCACCCCCGGGACAGCCCCCAGCACCGCCCGCGGCCUGGGCGGUACCACAGGGGCAGCAAUGUUCCAGUGUGGUGUCACUGCAGCCCCCGGCAAUGGGAUUGUCUCUGUGCAGGGGCACUGCUGGGAGCAGGGGGGCCCAUGGGGCAGCCACAGGCAGAGCUCACUGGCCAUCACCACUGCCCCCAUCACUUUGGCAAGGUCAGGGCCACACGGGGCUCUUGUCUACUGUCCAGCAUGGCCCACACAGGCACAUGCACACGCUGCCACUGGCCUGGUUGAGUCACAUGCAGCAGUGGCCUCUUGGCUACCCUAAAGAUGUCACAUACCUCCUGCCACCACUCCUCCUUCCCCGCUGCUGCUCAAAGGGUGCUCUUCUCACAGGGAUUCAAGCACGGUUUAGAAAAUGGCUCCUGGAGAAGCCACAGGCAAUUAAAAAUAGCCAAGAGGGCUGCCAGCCUUGAGCCAUCCAGACAAAACCGCUUCCAGCCUGGCCAAGGCUGCUGCAUCACCCCAGCUCAGCGGAGCGUGCCCCGGGAUUGGGCAUCGUGCCCGGGAUCUCCUCCUGCAGCCGGGCACCCGGCCUGGGGUACAGGGCAGCGGGCAGGUCAGGCUAUUUCCAGCCCCACGCUGCUGAUGGGGGGGACACCCCAGAGAGCCAGCAGCACACACAAGGCCUGGCCUUGGCCCAGAGGGAGGCAGAUGGAUGGAGAACAGUGACCGGGGCACGCACACACCCUUUGGCUCUGCUCCUGCUCCCACGGGGCUGCUGGGUGUGAGGCCACACUGAGCUGGCCUGGCCACCGCAGGGAAGGUGCCAGUUCUGGGCCCCAGGGUGCCACAAGAGCAGAUCUGGCAGCCCUGGUCUGCGGAGGGCAGGAAGUGUGUUUAGUAACUGUUUAUUUUACAGUUUUAGGGCGUGUAGAAAUCUGCAUUUACAGGGGUGUAUAAGUCUUUGUACAGAGUAACUGAAGCACCCUGGACUCCUCCCAGGCCCUUCUCCCCCCACUGGGGACAACACAAGAACUAAAGUGCAUCAUGGCCAGGGAAUGGAGGGGCUGCAGGGGCUCCUCCUGGGGGGCUCCAGCCAUCCCCUCCUUCAGCGUAAUGUACAGAGCAGUCCUGGGCCCUCCAGCAGCACUCCCAGGUCACCACACUCUCCAGUGGUUUCUAAAGUGCCAAGUGACCCAGCCUCCAGUCCUGCUCUGGGGGUACCAAGGGGCCAGGAAUGGGCUCUGCCUUCAGCCACACUGGGAGGAGCCCCCUGAGCAGCCCCAGGUCUCUCCAAGGCCACUGGCACCACUGAGGAGAGGAGGGAACAGGUCUUGCUGCCUGCCUGGACAAGGGCAGUUUCACUCACUCCACAUUUCACCUGCAGAGGCUCUGCUUAGAGCUUCAUGGGAACACAAGUCAGGAAUGAAAACUGCCCACCUGCCCUCUGGCCAGAAAGGCACAUCCCUUCCAUGAAGCAAGGGCCCAUGGGGCAAACCAGAACACACCCAGGGCAGUUAUGGACAAAGAAGGGUGGGAGUUGGGGGUGCUGAGCUCUCCAGGGCAUGAGUUUUCUCCUCUAUCCCAAAAUCCCUUCAACCAACACCUCCUUUUCAGGUGUGCAGCCCCUGGGCAUGGCACAGAUGGCUUUGGGCACAACAGAGCAAUGAUGGGGCAGAGGGAGGGAGCUGUGAGGGACAGGUAAGGACACUUGAGGGAGAUUUAGCAGCUUGGGGGAGAGGUAGAGGCAUAGAGUGUCUAUUGGCUCUGUCUCAGUGGGACACUGAGUUGUCUAGAAGGAUUUGCUGCUUAGCUUGGAGGGCAGGGAGCGCUGGGACUGCCAAUGGAACUCAUGGGGAAAUGGGAGCUAUGCAGGGGUCAGGGUGGCCUUUCUGGGAAAUCCCUUGUGGUAUUUCCAGAGGUGAUGUUGAAGCCUGAUCAGCCUGUGGGGGAGGUUUUUGUCACAUUUCCUAGUGCAACAACUUCUAUUCUGUGCAAAGUAUUUCACAAGGUGGAAAAAGCCUUUCUCCAUGUGGGCAUGUUAAGGUCCACUUCCAGAGCUAUUAAAGAAGUCUGCAAUGGGUGUUUACAGUGCCACUAAAACUUGUAGUAGCAUAACAGUACACACCCUCAGCAGGGUGACUGCACUCGUGCUCACCUCACUGACCCCAGAUAUGGUCACAGUACUGCCAGAGCAGCAGUGGCAGUGCCUGAGAGCUGAGGGGAGCUAAGGUCUGCUCCUGGCCCCCACAAACAGAUCAGGCUGCAAAGAUGUGGAAGCAGAAAGAGCCAGGGAGUGUUACACACUGAAGAGAAGCUCACAGCAUUGUGCUGGCCAGGGUGUGGGAAAGGUUUGGCUCUGCUCAGAGGGUGUCCACAGGACAGGGAAGAGCUGGAGCACUGGCAAAGCUGAAGGCAGAUCGUGGGGCACACUGGAGCAAUGAAGAGCCAAAGGGUUGCCCUGUUCCUCAGGAGUGCAACGCCCUUCCCCCUCACACACGCAAGCACCCAGAACAAACCCUGUUGGACACCCUCCUCCAGGCGAAGAUCUGCUCUCACUCCCACUAGUUUUCCCCAGUGGAGAGCACAGGAUCAUUUGGGCACAGCCCACACACAGCUCUCCCUCUGUACAGUCACCUGAGCACAGCCUGACCAGCCAAUUUGUCCAUACCUCUGGUUCCUCAGGAGACAGCAGGAGUGCCUGUCUGCUCACCCUGGCACAGGGAGAGGAAAACAAGGUGAGCAUGGUGUGGGGAACCGUCCUGCUGGGCUGGUUCCCUCAGUCUCUGUCACAAAGGCCAAAAGUGUUACUGGACGCAGUAAGAAUAAUAAAUAGUCUUCAGACAGGUCGUUUCUGGACAUGUCCUUCAUCACACAUCAGCCUUUCCUGCUGGGGAUGUGACAGCAAAGACCCUU